Messenger RNA from Brachypodium distachyon (stiff brome), 1705 nucleotides. RefSeq lists its product as uncharacterized. NCBI's taxonomy places the organism in Eukaryota, Viridiplantae, Streptophyta, Magnoliopsida, Poales, Poaceae. The transcript is spliced from 4 exons. The record is from RefSeq and is a predicted model, not a curated record. Bases 1 to 1617 code for a protein of 538 amino acids. Gene Ontology annotation, biological process: protein ubiquitination. Gene Ontology annotation, molecular function: protein binding.
AUGGGUAGAAAGAAGAUCUCCUCCGCCGCCGGCGCUAGUGCCGCUGCUGACGGCAAGAGGGCGUCUCGCGACGCUCUCCCCGCCUUGGACAAGAAAUCAAAGAAAGCUACUGACGCCGCACCCGGCGGCGAUAAGAAGACCGGGGAAUGGAAAUGCUCUGGGAUUAUGGCGCAUCAUCUCUCCGUGAUGCGGAAGCACGGGCUCAUUCCCGGCGAAGACUCUGGCAAGGUCCGCUUCCCGGGCAACGAGGGCCACCCGGAGGUUAUGAGCCAGCCUCCACUGGACGAAGGGGUGCCAGUUGAGGAUGAUGAGCCGGUCGACUGCUCCAACUCCGACGCCCUUUACGAGGACGACGCGGAUGAGGAGGAAGAUGAUCAUCAGUCGCGCAAGCGUGGUCGGUUGAGUGAAGCGGAGCAGUUGACUGGAGACUCUCAUCAGCACGAGGUGCCUGAGGAGACGAUUCCGUCGAGUGCCACGGCCGUAUCUGACGAACCGAAUCUCCAAUCACCGUUCCCGUCGGCUCCCCUGACCAAGAAGGCCAAAGUCACUGUCAAGCCGAAAGGGCGCCUUCGCAUAUUUGACGUGUCAUCGAGUGGCUCCUCCAGAAACCUCCCGCCGCUCUUUUUCGCCGCUGUCGUCCACCGCCAUGCCGGCCGCGUUCCCAUCAAUGCAUUAUACCCCAACGUCCACCACUGCCACUAUAGCCUUCCUCUGGACGCCACGCACCUGAGGGACGAAGCCUCUCGGAGAAACGGCCACUGGAGUUACCGGCUGUACCUCGUCUUCUUCGACUCCGGCCAAGGUGCGCCGCCGCUGCUGUUCUUCCCCGCGGUUCGACUGCACUUCGCUGCACCGAGCUCUCUUCCCCGGCCGGCCAUUGAUUCCUUUUCGAGCCCUAGAAGUGAUCUGUUGAAGUUGGGUUAUCCCCGGGACGACUGCUUGGUCCUGGAGUGCACCCUCACGGUUCUAAGGGAGUUGCCCGUGCCUAGCAUCGAGCCGGCCAAAGAAGAAUCGAUCGCCAUCGCGUCGCCGUCCACCAAGUUGCACCAGCACCUAGGCCAACUCCUGCAGAGCGGCACGGGAGGCGACGUCACGUUCCUUGUGUCCGGCGAGUCGUUCGCCGCGCACAAGGCCAUCCUCGCCGCGAGGUCGCCGGUCUUCAUGGCCGAAUUCUUUGUUGGAGACAUGAAGGAGAAGCUCUCCCAGCGUGUGGAGAUCGAGGACAUGGAGGCGUCCGUGUUCAGGGCGCUGCUGCACUUCAUCUACACGGACACGGUUCUGCCUGAAGAACUUGAUCAGCAGCUGGACGCCACAGGGGCCACGAUGGCUCAGCACCUGCUCGCGGCCGCUGACAGGUACGGGCUGGAGAGGCUCAAGCUGCUCUGCGAGGUAAAGCUCUCCGGUGGCAUCACCGUCGACACGGCGGCGACCACUCUGGCUUUAGCGGAGCAGCACAACUGUUGGCAGCUCAAGGCCAAGUGUAUGGAGUUCAUCGUCAGCACUCCGGCGAUCCUUGAUGCUGUGUUGUCCACGGAGGGGUACAAGCACCUGGAGAUGAGCUGCCCUUCGGUGCUUGCUGGAAUUCUCAGGUUUACCCGUUGGGGAAUGCGUUGUUAAUUAAUUAAGAUGCGUAGUCUGCGUUUGUUGUCCUUGUCGCGCAUGCAUAUGGUCUACUCUACUGUUGGAGUAGAAGGAACUUCUUUAA